UUAUUUUAAAAUCUAGUAGAAUUCACAUAUAUUUUUUACUUCUAUAUUUUAGCACCCGCGAAACCCGCUUUAUCGGUCGCAAUCGAUAGACAACUAUGGAUCAGGAAAAAAUUAUGAAAACCGCAACUCGAAAAAUUAGUCGCUUGCGGUCACUUGGAAUCGUUACAGUUGGAGCAGCCACUUUAGUAGCGGGCAUUACGGCUUACAAGAAACAAGAUCAGUUGUUCCGCACGUUUAUUAUGCCGACAGUACGUCUCCUUCCGGCGGAAACCAGUCAUCAGCUGGCCGUAUUGGCCUGCAAGUACCGUUUGUGUCCUGUUUCUCAGUACCAGGAUGACCCUAAUCUGCACACCCCCUUCUUUGGCCGGAUGCUUAGUAAUCCGAUUGGUAUUGCUGCUGGAUUCGAUAAAAAUGCAGAGGCGGUGGAUGGCUUGCAGGAUCUUGGCUUCGGCUUUAUUGAGGUGGGCACAGUCACCCCGGCAGCCCAAGAGGGCAAUCCCAGGCCAAGAGUCUUCCGGCUGAAUGAAGAUAAGGCUAUCAUCAAUCGGUACGGGUUUAACAGCGAAGGCCACCAGGCGGUGCUCCAAAGGCUACAGCGGCUUCGAAGCAAGGAGGACUUCAAUGGCGUGGUGGGCGUGAAUCUUGGACGGAACAAAAGCACCAUGAGUCCAAUAGCAGAUUACGUACAGGGUGUGCGUGUUUUCGGUCCCGUUGCGGAUUACCUAGUCAUCAAUGUGAGCAGCCCAAAUACCAAAGGCCUAAGGGAUAUGCAAAGCAAAGAUAAACUAAGAGAGCUCUUGGAGCAGGUUAACGACACUAGAUCCAACCUGGAAAAGAACAAGAACGUGCCCGUUUUUCUAAAACUAUCGCCAGAUCUAUCAGAGGACGACAUGAAAGACGUUGUUUGGGUAAUCAAGCGCAAAAAGAGCAGCGUGGAUGGUCUAAUUGUGUCCAAUACUACUGUGUCUCGGGACAACAUCGUAGCAAUCAAGAUGACAGAGGAAGCAGGCGGAUUAAGUGGCCCACCACUCAAGGCACGUUCAACAGAGAUGAUCGCUCAGAUGUAUCACCUUACCGAUGGCAAGGUGCCCAUCAUUGGUGUGGGUGGCGUGGCCUCUGGUUAUGAUGCUUACGAGAAGAUCGAGGCUGGGGCCUCAUACGUUCAGCUCUACACCGCAUUGGUGUAUGACGGACCCGGUCUUGUGGAAGAUAUCAAGGAGGAGCUGUCUAAGCUGAUCACCGAACUGGGGCAUAACAAUGUGGCGGACGUGGUGGGCACCAAAAACAAGUUCUACCUGCCCAAGAAAUGAAACGACAAUACCAGACUCGAAGGAAAUGCUGCAUUCAUUUGUUAAUAACUAAACUCUUUAACUAUCAUCCUCUCUCCUUUCGGUAUAACCAGUAAAUCAAUCCAAUUAUUAGA
This is a messenger RNA of Drosophila eugracilis, 1423 nucleotides long. It is a transcript of the gene Dhod, whose product is annotated as dihydroorotate dehydrogenase (quinone), mitochondrial. The coding region runs from base 96 to 1310 and encodes 404 amino acids. The record is from RefSeq and is a predicted model, not a curated record. The transcript is spliced from 2 exons. Gene Ontology annotation, molecular function: dihydroorotate dehydrogenase activity. Gene Ontology annotation, biological process: pyrimidine ribonucleotide biosynthetic process; 'de novo' pyrimidine nucleobase biosynthetic process. Lineage: Eukaryota; Metazoa; Arthropoda; Insecta; Diptera; Drosophilidae. Gene Ontology annotation, cellular component: cytoplasm; mitochondrial inner membrane.